Messenger RNA from Elgaria multicarinata webbii, 2593 nucleotides. RefSeq names its product centromere protein I (gene CENPI). Gene Ontology annotation, biological process: CENP-A containing chromatin assembly; mitotic sister chromatid segregation. The coding region runs from base 179 to 2425 and encodes 748 amino acids. The transcript is spliced from 21 exons. Lineage: Eukaryota; Metazoa; Chordata; Lepidosauria; Squamata; Anguidae. The record is from RefSeq and is a predicted model, not a curated record. Gene Ontology annotation, cellular component: inner kinetochore; kinetochore.
GGGAAAUUUGAACUGAAGAGCGGUUAAGCAGGGAGGCUCGUCGCGGGGGUUGUUAUGACAGCGGGAGAAAAAGGUAGUUUUUGGGCACCAAACUUGCAUAUUGCUGGAGAAUAAGUUAAUACUGGCAAAUGAAAAUAACUGGACGUGUCUUCAAUUUCUUUCCUUGGAAUCAAAAAGGAUGAAGAAAGCCAUACAUGCAAAGAAGCAAACUUUGCCAGUUAGCUGUAGCAAACAAACUGGUCUAUCUGCAAGUAUCACAAAGAGUGUUGGCAGCAAAAGUGCACAGAAACACAGAGAUCAGCAAAUAUCUGCUGGUGAAAAAACAGACCACAGCCAAGAUCCUCUUGAAGAAGCUGUGUGCUAUUUGGAGAAAAUUAAGGAUCGCAUUUCUCUAAAGAAUGAAGUUCUGCAGAAACACUUGGCAACUGUGGAAAAGAUCGCCCAGGAGAGAGGCUUGACACCUGAAGAAAUUGACAUCGUGUUGAACGUAGCACUCAGUGGCAAGUUUGCUGAAGCAAUAAACACUCGACUACUGAAGAACUUGAUUCCCACUUCAGUGAUAACAGAGGAUUCUAUCGUUUCAGCUGUGUCUUGGCUCUGUGUUAGUAAAUGUUCUCAAAAUACUCAGGUAAUCUUCUUAAAAUGGCUAAUUACAAUGUUUGACUUCAUUGACCGGAAGGAAAAAGUUAAUGCCCUCUAUGGCUUUUUCUUCAGCUUCUUACAAGAUGAUAAACUGCUCCCCUUUGCCUGCCACAUCCUUUAUUUACUGACCAGAAGAGAGAACGUAAAACCUUUCCGUGUGAGGAGGCUCCUAGAUCUACAAACCAAGAUGGGAGCAGAACCUUCCCUGCAGGCUCUGUUAUCAAUAUACAAGAGCUUUGCUCCUGAAAUGGUGCGCAUAAAAACGCUCACAAAUGAGAAGAUCCGGUUUAGGAAUUCAGAGAACUUGUGGAAAACAGCAAUCGGCAACAUAAAACGACGAAUCUGUGGAACAUUACCUACAUCCCAGCCCAAUUUAAUAGGCACUGGCUGUGUCCAGUCCCGGAAGAGGAAAUGGAAUGCAAAGCUGGCACUGCCCGCAUGCCAGAGCAACUCAACGGAUAGCCAGAAGUCCAUCUACAAUGAUCUGCUUAGUCAUGCUGAAUUCUUCCCAGUAGAGCAGCUACACACAUUUCCCCAGCUUCUGCAAAACAUCCAUUAUUUAGAGCCUCCUUCCCAGAUAGCCUCAGUGUUAGGAAGACCUCUGUUGCUCCACUUCAUCAACUGUGUCAAAGAUGACUCCAUCUACCAGAGGAUGUAUUAUUGGAUGGGCCAAACAUUCAGAGAAGAAUGCCCUUGGUAUAAAGUUGAGAACCAGCAAUAUGAAUUGGAGUUCAAGAACUUCUUGGAGAAAGUCUUGGAAGCAGAGUGUUUCUUGCAGGAGGGCUUCUCAUCCUGCGAAGAAUUCUUGUACAGGAGCCUGCCAUUCUGGGAUGGCUGCUCCUGCCGGCCUCAGGUCCUGCAGCUGAUGCGUUGGAUCCCUCUAAGCACUUUCUCAGAAAUGAAGUCUUACCUCUACAGGCCGUUGACACAGCUUUUUUUCACCUCAUCCCUUUAUUUUAAGUGUAGCGUUCUUGAAAGCCUGAGAGAGCUGUUACUGAACUGGCUAAAUUGGCAAGUCAUGCAAGCCAACAUGGCAACAGAGUUGAAUACAGAUGUCUUGAACACCACCCUCUCUGGCCUGGUCAGCUCUGUGGCAGAGCUCAUCCACUUUGUAGGCUGGCUCUCAACCAUCGCCCUGCACUUAGAGAAGAACUCUGCUUUCUUGAUGCACUUCAUCCUGGAUUUCUAUGAGAUGGUGUGUGAUAUGUAUCAGAAGUAUAACCUCCCCUUGGUUGUGAUGCCUCCAGCUGGAGUCUUCUAUCCAGCAUUGCUCAGCAUGGAUGCUGUCACAGUUGACCGUCUCUGCCACAUUAUGUACAGGUAUCGAACCAACCUGGUAGCUGCUAAGCAGAAUCAACAGUCUAAAAAGACGAUGCUGCAGUUCAAGUUCAGCAGCAAGACUUGCCAAGAAUACAACCAGUACAUAACAGCCAUGGUUGGGUGCCUGUGGGCCUCAAACGUGUUCCAGAAAGAUUUCCACCCUCAGGGGAUUCACUUGGAUCCAGAAGUGCUGGAGAAGACCAGUGUGCAGGAAUAUAGGAAGAGCUUCAACAUAGUUUACCAUCCUGCCCUGACAGGCUAUGCCAUGCUCUUCUUGCAGCAGACACAAGCAGAAGACAAAGCCCCAAACUUCAGAUUAAUUCAGGGGAGAAGGUGGGAAUGGUACCUGGAAUAUCUCUACUCCCAAGAAUUACAAGGACUGAAACUCUUCAUUGAAAGUAGCAUCAAUCGUGUUUCUCAGUCUUCUCAAAUGAAAACAAGCAAGCAAAUGGGAACAGGCUGAUUCUUGCAGAUUGUUCAACUUAAAAUAUUGGAUGCUAUUGGACUCCCAUCUAUGAGAAGUGUCCCUCCAUCUCUUGGUAUUGACACCCUGAUGGACAAACCCAAGCCCGGAGUGCAGUGGUGGAGCUGGUUUCCCUAUUCAGCAAGUCUGGAUGUUAUUGCCAAGCUG